AUGACGAACAACCGGCGCGGCAGCAACAACAGACAGAUCAAGAGGAAUAAAGGCGGCAGCAACCGCCAGCAAAAGGGGAACGCAGGCGUUAGCAAUAGCUAUAUCAAGGGGAAUGAUGGCGGCGGCAUGGAAGAUCUGGCGGGACGAGAGUCCUUGUACAUAUGUUCAAUGGAGUUGAAGAAGACGGUCGUUUCUUACGUUAUCCAUGUUAUUAAAUUGAGCGAUUUGUUAUCAUCAUCAUGCUCCUGUCCCAACCCUAAUUCUACCGAUGGUGACGAUGAAGCAAAAUCUCGCUUUUGUAGAUAUUUUUCAUUCAGAGACAAAUGCCCGAGUUGCUCCAAAGGCUGUAGUGAAUUACACUAUCUGGUUUCUAUGGCUAGCGAGGAUCUACCCGGCUUUAUGGGUUGCGGUGUCUUCCGAUCCCAAAUUCUUUUCGCAGGAGGCGUUAAACCCUGUACCCCUCCCCAUUCUUGGUCUUUCUUAACUUAUCCCAACUCCUUCUAUCAGCGAUUCGGACCAGCUCUGUAUGAACAACUUCAUGGGUACGACACCAAUCAAACCAAUACAAUUCUUGAAGUAAGAGCCCGAGAUGAUAUGUCUAAGAAUUUAUCACCAAAAUCUCAACCCCUGCGAUUCGGACCACCUGUGUAUAAAGAGAACAAUGGAACUGUUGAAGUGAGAGCCCUAGAUGAUAUGUCUAAGAAUUUCUCACCAAAAGCUCAACCCCUGCUGGUGGAGCUGAAGGGGAAACUCUAUGCUCUCUCCGGUUAUUUUGGCGGUGAAUGUCACUUAAACCCUCCAUAUUUCCAGGUCUUCGACCCUGAAGACAAAGAAUCAGAAUGGAAGGACCUUCCUCCACCUGACAUUUUCGAUCCCGACUCUGAUCACUAUGUCGGAGAUGGUGUAUACUUAUCGUAUGCAUCUAUGGGCACCAGAAUCCUUGUGUCGACCACUCCCCAUUCCCCCGGAGUGCUUAGCUUUGACGUCGCCAAAGACGACCCACAAUGGGAAACACUCACUGCUCCUGGUCCUUUGCUUUCCGGUGGUCCCUUCGGGUUUCAUGGAACUGCUUUGUACGUGGAACAUGACAACGAGUCUUUCUUGUUCACCUAUCAGUAUCACCCACACUCGCCUAGUGAGAUUGUAGUCUACCUUGUUUUCAAUGAUGAUUCUUCGGAAACUAUUACAACUCUGCAGCUGCCAGUUAUGCCUAUUGAAUUUGAUUUUCCCUACUACUAUAAGUUUGUGCACUUAAGAGGUCCAAAAGUCUGCUUUAUUAUGACUUCAUUCCCGCGCCCAGGUUAUUAUGUUUGUAAAGAAGUUGAGAAGAUGAAUGUUGUUGUCUUAACGUAUGAACUCUCACCGAAGAUGGAAGCUGUCAAAAGGGAGGUCAAACUAGUGGCUACUCGCUUCUUCGAAUGCGAUACUUUGCGGUCUCACAACCCUAUCUCACAUCAUACACAUCAGGCUCAUGUCAUUGGUUGCUUUGUGCUGUAA
Molecule: messenger RNA, 1497 nt
Organism: Prunus armeniaca (apricot)
Lineage: Eukaryota; Viridiplantae; Streptophyta; Magnoliopsida; Rosales; Rosaceae
Source: the annotation of a GenBank genome assembly